AUGGCCAAGAGAGGCCGCAGACAGCCCAAACCCCCCAGAGAGCCCGAUGUUGUCAAGAAAUGGAAGGCAUAUUUCGGCGACGAUGGCUUUGGGAGCCUCGAGCACUGGCGGCAGCUAUGCUGGGAUCUGGGUCUGGGCGACAGCUUCACGAGCAAGACACAGUGCCGGAAGCAGGCGCUCAAGACGGUCUGGGUGAACAUACCCGACUUCCUCAAUGCCGUCAAUAGGCCAAACGACGUCGCCUUCUUCCCCAACCAGCAGGCGCUCGCAGCAUACACCGUCGAGACGCGCAAGGUCUUCCCCAAGCGAUACGUUGGGAAGGGUAGCCCGUUGGCGGCUCUGAUGGCGCACAUAUUUUGA
Phaeoacremonium minimum UCRPA7 is the source of this 360-nucleotide messenger RNA. RefSeq lists its product as hypothetical. NCBI's taxonomy places the organism in Eukaryota, Fungi, Ascomycota, Sordariomycetes, Togniniales, Togniniaceae. Bases 1 to 360 code for a protein of 119 amino acids. The record is from RefSeq and is a predicted model, not a curated record. The transcript has 2 exons.